AUGACUCAAACGACCCUCCUCCAAUACGAGGCACCAUGGCCUGUCCAGAGCUUAGAUUGGUGCAAGACGCCCUCUCCUGGUCAACAGCACCGAGCGCGAUCAUCCUUUCGCUUAGGCAUCGCCUCCUUCCUCGAGAGCUACAACAACCAGAUCGCUGUCAUUGGGCUGCAAGACGAGCGAGUCCUUGUAGAAGACGACUACAAUGACUACCCCGACUUUGUGACACUGUGCGAGGCGUCCCACGGCUACCCGGCGACGAGCUUGCAGUGGCAGCCUGCAUCCGCGACGGGCCAUGCAUGGUCGCAGAAAUCACCCUCGACGGAGUUGCUGGCGACAACGGGAGAUGCGCUAAGAGUUUGGGAGUAUUCGUAUGAUGGGCCGAGUGCGAUUUCGAGUUACGUGGGCAGGCAGCCGGGGUCGGGGGGACAUUCUCUGCAAAUGAAGGUUGCUCUAUCGGGUCAAUCCAAAAUACAGAGUGGGUCGACGGGGGCACCGCUGACGAACUUUUCAUGGAACGAGAAGGCCCCAAGCCUCAUCGUGACUUCCUCCAUCGAUACAACGUGUACAGUGUGGAACAUCGACACCUCCACUGCGAUCACCCAGCUCAUCGCUCACGAUCGUGAAGUCUACGAUGUAGCUUGGCUUCCCGGUUCAACCGACAUCUUCGUGUCCGUCGGUGCAGAUGGAAGUCUGCGGGCCUUCGACUUGAGGAGCUUGGAGCACUCCACUAUCUUGUACGAGACGCCAGCACCCAAGGGGCCAGUACCAGCGGAGUCACCCUCUUCAUCUGCCCGUCCAGCGACUUCUCCACUCCUCCGCAUUGCUUUCAACCCUUCGGACUCCAAUUAUAUGUCCACCUUCCACAUGGAUGGACAGGAAAUACAAAUCCUUGACAUGCGUAGCCCCGGCCAGCCUGUCAUGGAGCUUAGAGCCCACCGUGGCCAAGUAAAUGCUCUUGGAUGGGGCUCUGCUGAACGUCCCCUACUAGCUACCGCGAGUGACGACUGUCAACUUCUCCUGUGGGAUUUGGCUAGCUACACACAGAGCGCCGCAUCUCCGCGCAGCGCCGGGUCGCGAUUAAACUCCCCCCGCCCAGAUGUCAAGAAGAAGGUCGUGACUGAUCCUGUGAUGGCAUAUACCGCUCCGGGGCAGAUAACAAAUCUUGCUUGGUCGCCUCCGAUCCCCGGAAUGGUUAUGAAUACUGGGCAUUCCACGGCCACGGGAGAGUGGAUAGCGAUAUCGUUAGGCAAGUCUAUCAAGGCCCUGAAAGUCUGA
Pleurotus ostreatus (oyster mushroom) is the source of this 1275-nucleotide messenger RNA. RefSeq lists its product as uncharacterized. The record is from RefSeq and is a predicted model, not a curated record. Gene Ontology annotation, cellular component: nucleus. The transcript is spliced from 4 exons. Bases 1 to 1275 code for a protein of 424 amino acids. Gene Ontology annotation, molecular function: protein binding. NCBI's taxonomy places the organism in Eukaryota, Fungi, Basidiomycota, Agaricomycetes, Agaricales, Pleurotaceae.